Messenger RNA from Striga hermonthica, 1584 nucleotides. The record is from the annotation of a GenBank genome assembly. Lineage: Eukaryota; Viridiplantae; Streptophyta; Magnoliopsida; Lamiales; Orobanchaceae.
AUGUCGGCUACCUCGCCUUUCUGGUCGUCAUUAAGGGGCCUUCAACUGAUCCAGGAGACGACCCGAAAGGCCGACGAGCCGUUGAUCAAAAGAAUAGCCGACGGCGAUCGUUCUCCCAUUUUGUGUGCUCAACCCAUAUCCACAUUUCUCAUCAGCUCAGGGACUAGUAGUGGUGAACCAAAGCUUAUUCCAUCAAACAAGGAUAUGUUAGAUCUACUUACUCUCGGGCUUACUGAAUCUGUUCUUAACCAGCAUUUCGAGGGGCUGGACAAAGGCAAAGGGCUCAACUUCAUGUUCACGAGAGCCGAGACGAGAACUCAAGGCGGGGUCACCGUACAAACGGCGCUCACUUACAUCCACAAGAGCCAAGAACACAAGAAACGAAUCGAAGAUGCUUUCACGAGCCCAACCGAAGCAGUUGUCUGCUCCGAUUCGCUCCAGAGCAUGUACGCGCAAAUGUUGUGCGGCCUCUAUGCGCGUGAACAAGUUCUCUGGGUCGGUAAACUCUUUGCAUACGGCCUCGUCCGCGCAAUCAAGUUUCUCGAGCAGAACUGGCAACAACUGACCCACGACAUAAGAACUGGGUCGCUCGACCCGAAGGUGACCGACCCGGCGAUCCGCGACUGCAUGUCGCGGAUUGCACGACCCAACCCUGUACUUGCGGAUUCCAUCGCCCGCGAGUGCUCCAACAAGGAUUGGGCCGGGAUCAUCCCCCGAAUCUGGCCCAACGCGAAAUAUCUCAACACAAUAGUCACGGGCCCAAUGGCCCAAUACAUCCCGACCCUCCAAUACUACGGCGGAGGACUUCCGAUAGUGUCCAUGGCGUACGCAUCGUCCGAAUGCUUUCUCGGGAUAAACCUUGAUCCCACGUGCCGCCCGUCCGAGGUCUCCUACACCUUCAUGCCAUUCAUGGCCUAUUUCGAGUUCUUGCCGGCUGACGACCGCUCAGAGCCUGUUGACAUGGUCAACGUCGAGUUCGGGAAGGAGUACGAGGUGGUGGUCACUACAUUGUCUGGGCUCUACCGGUACCGACUCGGAGACAUCGUGCGGGUCUCCGGUUUCCAUAACUCUGCCCCGAAAUUCCGGUUCGUGAGAAGGAAAGACGUGGUGCUUAACAUCGAUUGGGAGAACACCAAGGAGACGGAGCUCCAAGAGGCGGUGGAGAAAGCGGCCCGACUUCUCUUACCGCACGGGAUUAGAGUGCUCGACUACACGAGUCGUGUGGACCCCACUACCGUCCCGGCUCACUACAUCGUGUAUUUGGAGCUAUUAAACGAGAGUGAGUCGAGUGAUCAACUUCGGGCCGUGUGGGAGGAGUGUUGUGUGGCGAUGGAGGAAUCGUUCAAUUGGGUGUACCGUAAGUUGAGGGAUAGCUCGAUUGGGCCGUUGGAGAUUAGGGUUGUGAAAGAUGGGACGUUUGAAGAGGUAAUGGAGUGGGCCGUGUCACGAGGUGCAUCGUUCGGGCAGUUCAAGGUGCCCCGGUGUGUGAGCCGGCGAGAAAUGGUCGAACUUCUCGACUCGCGGGUCGUGGCCUCGUACUUUCGCCCGCCAUUGCCGGAUCAACCUACGGAACCGCGUUACUAG